Messenger RNA from Durusdinium trenchii, 1083 nucleotides. Lineage: Eukaryota; Dinophyceae; Suessiales; Symbiodiniaceae. The record is from the annotation of a GenBank genome assembly.
AUGGCCAAACCAGAAGCUUGUGCUCAUGAGGAGCAGGCGGAUGCGCCUGCGUACAAACCAAGUCCAUUCAUGAAAGCGGCAGCGCAGAUUAUUGAGGCCUCUGAAGGCCAUGUGCCUGACGAUUUGCACUGGGAUCCGCUCACUAUGAGCUAUGGUGGUGGCUCACACCUUGCGGGAGAUGCUAUUGAAUUGCCGACUGAACUGAUGAUGAAUCUCGUCGGACCUGGCUUGGCAGCUGUGCGGCAUACAAAACCAUCUCCAGCGGUACCUCUUGCCCCUUCGCAGGAGCGCGCCAGGAAGCGACUUCAGCUGCGGAAGGAAGCUGCAGCCAGGGAGGCUGCAGAGAAAGCCGCUCAACCAGAGAAGGAGGUGGAGGAGCCUUUGGAUGAGUCAUGGAUCGACCAAUUGGAACAGAAAGAUGCAAAGAAGAAGGCAAACAGAGAGAAAGCCGUCCAGAUCCGUAAAGAGAGGAAAAAGGCCCGCAAAGCAGAUGCAGCAGCGAAGCAGGAAGCCCUAGGGCUUACUGAGCCUCAGGAAGCUGAAGAGGAGGACGAACUUGCUUCUGAAGCGCCGCCAGAACCAGAGGUGCUGCAAGAGCCGGAAGAUGAGGAUGACGAUGAUGACAUGCAGCCUGUGGAGCAGUCCAAGCAGCGCAGAAAACGCCAAGCAAGACAGGCGCGGCAGCGUGAGGAAGCAGAAUUGGCAAAGAGAGAGGAGGAACGCAAGCGAGAAGAGGAGAAGGAGGCUGAAAGGAAACCGCAAGAGAAGCAACAAGACACGGAGAAAGCAAUGGCACAGGAGUUGAAGGAAGCCGAACAAAAGCGACAAGAGGAUGAGAGGAGACAGAAACCUGGAGCUCACAAUCAGGAGGAAGACGUUCGAAGGAUGGACGACGGCGAAGCUGAUGACAAGAUGCAAGAAGGGCAGAAGACUGGAGAAGAGGAUGAAGACAUGGAAGAGGAUUCGAAAGAGGUUCUGAAGGAGGAAGACAAUAGCGAAGAGGAAUCGAAAAACUCGAAGGAGGUGAAGGGAAGACAGGAGGCUCGGCCAGAGGGUGAGCGCCGCCGAAGAGGGGCGACCUGA